GAGUUUUAAUACUUUCAACACUAUAAUAUGACAGAGCAUCUUGUGGAGUGAGCUAUGUGCCCAGCCUUGGCGAACUCGGAUAGAUGUAAGUUAUAUGAAAGAGAAUCCAUUGGUAGCUAAGAGGAAGAAGGUUAAUAUCAAAGAAUGGGUUCACCUUCUCCAGCUCCCGAAAUUGACCCCCCCAAAAAAAAGAAGAAAAAGGACAAGCGUAGGUCCAGAAGUAGGUCCCCAAAAAAGUCCAAGAAAGAAAGAGUAGAGAAGUCAGAAUUGAGAAAUGGUGGGGAGUCUGAUAGAGAUUCAGAGGAUGCCAGAAAAUCAAGAAAAAAGACAUCUAAGUCCAGUAAGUCUAAGUCACGGUCCAAAUCUCCGACACGAUCUCCACCUAGAUCUCCUUCUAGAAUCAGAUCCAGGUCUCCCUCAACCAGAAAUAAAUCACCUUCGGCCAGAAAUAAAUCGCCUGUUCGUAAGAAACGAAGAAGUAGGAGUCGUUCCAAUUCAGUUACUCAAAGACGCAGGAGAUCUCCUGUAGAACAGUUAGAUGAGUUUGGAAGGGUUAUAUCCAUGCGCAGAAAAGACUCUCCAGAACGUGAGAGGGAGCGGGAGCGUAAGCCCAGGGUGGCAGAUAUAUAUGAUAAAAGAGAGGACAUGAUAAGAAGAAAGCGUCAAGCAAAUAUAGAGUCAAAGUUAACAGAGGUUGAAACUCAGCGAAUGAUAGAUGAAUGUGUGAACAAGCGAAUAAAAGAAGAAAUGGAAAAGAAAGAUGCGGCUAUAGACACCGAAGUUUGUCGUAGAGUGGAAAAUGCAAAACAGAUACUGGAGCGUCAGAUGAAGGAGGAGCUCCAGGCUAAAAAGGCAGAGAUGGACAGAGAAAUGGCGGAGCAAGAGGAGGAACAUCAAAAAGAGAUUAAGAGUCUCCAAGCGAUCGUGGAGGAGCUGAAGAGCGAACAAGAGGAAGCAAAACUUCGUUUGGAUGAAGAGAGGCUGGAGGUUGUGGAUGCCAAACGACAGAUCGAGGAAGAGAGACAAACCCUCGAAAAAGAACUGAAAAAGAAGGAGAAGAUGAUCCAGAACCAAAUUUUGGGGAAAUCAGAAUCAAAUUCUCGGCCAAGAAUAUCGUUUGGAAUGAAAAAGAAGUAGCCCAAGCUCAAAGUUUAGUUGUGAUAUUUCAUUGCCAUAAUAGAUGUGAGUUAAAGUGCUUGCGAUGUCCACCCUUCUAACUUAUGUGACGGCGCUAUUUUAAAUUUUGUUUGAUGAUUGUGGCUGGGCUUCUUUUUGUCAACUUGAGCAUAUAAUAUAUACUGAGAACAUCCAGUAUAUAAAUUUUUAUAUAAAACUUAGCCACUGUUUAAAUUUUUUAAGUCAUCAGUUUUAUUCUUUCUUUAAGAUUUAGUUGUACCAAAACUGCCAUCUCAACAAAUUGUACUAAGUGUGGUGAACUGAAUGCCAAUGUUGUUUGAGAUUGGCUCCAUUUUCUUUCAAACCGAUCUGAAUGAAAAUUUGUUAUUCAGAUGUUUAUAGUGUAGAUGCCUGUAUUGUUUUUGUAACACGAUACUGUUUGUUGUAUUGUUCAACUAUUCUAUAUUAUGAUUUGUAAACCUUUCUUCAUUUUAUAA
This is a messenger RNA of Bolinopsis microptera, 1613 nucleotides long. RefSeq names its product arginine and glutamate-rich protein 1-A-like. Gene Ontology annotation, molecular function: cadherin binding. Gene Ontology annotation, cellular component: mitochondrion; nucleoplasm. The transcript has 6 exons. The coding region runs from base 145 to 1137 and encodes 330 amino acids. Lineage: Eukaryota; Metazoa; Ctenophora; Tentaculata; Lobata; Bolinopsidae. The record is from RefSeq and is a predicted model, not a curated record.